Molecule: messenger RNA, 1387 nt
Organism: Salmo salar (Atlantic salmon)
Lineage: Eukaryota; Metazoa; Chordata; Actinopteri; Salmoniformes; Salmonidae
Source: RefSeq, a predicted model, not a curated record
UUUGCAAGUCUUCAGGAGAACGUUAGUUCCCACCGUUCAGCAGUGAUGAUUGGAAAUUCUUCACCACCACCUGACCAUGAAACAAUAUAUUUAGUUCAGUUUCAGUAAUUCAUCACCAGCUCUUGGAUCCGUUUUUGCUUUUCCACCAUGGACGGACGUGUAUUCUGGAAUCGGACCUCUCAAAUUCUUCUCAAUGAGUCUUGGGACAAUGAGUGCAAUGACCAUGAUCUGAUUUAUUAUAAUUUUGUCCAUCUAACAGAGACCACUAUUUUGCCUUCUCUCAUUGGCAUCCUCUGUUCAACGGGGCUUGUAGGAAAUAUUCUGGUCUUGGUGACUAUCCUAAGGAGCACAAAGAAGACCGUUCCAGACAUAUACAUCUGUAACCUGGCCGUGGCUGAUGUGGUCCACGUGACGGUCAUGCCCUUCCUGAUCCACCAGUGGGCGCGGGGGGGGCACUGGGUGUUUGGCAGCGCCCUCUGCACCAUCAUCACCUCCCUGGACAACUGCAAUCAGGUGGCCUGUGCAGCCGUCAUGACCGCUGUCAGCCUGGACAGGUACCUGGCGGUGGUGCACCCAUUCCGUCUGAUGACCCUCCGAACCCGCUCUAAGACAAUCUGGAUCAACCUGUUUGUGUGGGUGGUGUCAUUUGUCAUGGUCCUUCCCGCCUGGGUCCACUCCAAAGUGAUUCGCUUCCCUGACGGACUGGAGAGCUGCUCCAUGAACCUGGUCACUCCCAAAGAGGUGCUCUGGUACACCCUAUAUCAGACCAUCAUGUCUUUCUUUCUGCCCCUGCCCCUUAUCAUCACCUGUUACAUGCUGAUCCUGUGCUAUACCUGGAGGAUGUACCUGAAGAACAAAAGGGAACGGCGUGCUAACAACCAGUCCCGGGAGCGAGCCAUCCGCCUCACCAAGAUGGUUCUGGUCCUUGUGGCGGUUUUCCUGGUGAGCGUAGGGCCCUACCACAUGCUCCAGCUGGUCAACUUAACACUGCGGCGGCCCACGCUGGCCUACUACACCUGCUACUACCUGUCAGUGUGCCUCAGCUACGCCGCCAGCAGCAUUAACCCUUUCAUCUACAUCCUGCUCAGCGGACACUUCCGUCGCCGGCUCACUUACCGCAAGCCGCCCAGCAGGCCUGUUGUUGAGAGGGAGCCUAAUGGGCCCCAGGUGCGUACACCACACUCCAGCUUCUGACAGUCUUGUCCUCAAAGCAGGCACACACACACACACAUACACACGCGCACACAUGGGUGCAUGCACGCACACAAGCGCAUCCCCACACACGCGCGCACCUCCACACACACACACACACCACCACCACUACAGCCUGUCCCCAGCACACUGCGUGGGGCAUUACCUAUGGCAGGAGCAUUACCUUUUGAUCAAG